This is a messenger RNA of Metarhizium robertsii ARSEF 23, 735 nucleotides long. RefSeq names its product pisatin demethylase. The transcript is spliced from 2 exons. Bases 1 to 735 code for a protein of 244 amino acids. NCBI's taxonomy places the organism in Eukaryota, Fungi, Ascomycota, Sordariomycetes, Hypocreales, Clavicipitaceae. The record is from RefSeq and is a predicted model, not a curated record.
AUGCGAGUAAAGGAGGGCAGCGCGUACCCGGCCGUUCAGCGUGGCUGUGUUGAAUGCAAAGUAGCCAAUGGCUGGUUUACCACUCAGGCGGGCCAGUACUUGAAUGGAAUUUUUGAGAAGUGGAAUGAGGAGUUCAAGGAUAAUGCCUCUGUUACCGGAACACCUUGGUUGCUCUUUAGGAAUCGUAUCAACUGGCACAACAUCAACGACAAAACCCGUGAUGAGAACGCUAGGCUGGCCGCGAUGGAAAAGUAUUGGACCAACCCCGUUCGCGACCUGAAGAUUGGCCGCUACACUCGUAACGGCACAACCUACGGCGGCGAUUCGGAUUGCGACAAGGGCGAGACGGAAGCAUGCCCCAGCGAUGUCGCGGAUGAACACGUCACAGAGCCGGCUGCCGUGGCUGAGUCCCCCGUAGAGGCUCAGGAUCCUAUCGGCUACUUCGAACAGGAGAUUGUAUCCAUCCCAUGUGAAAACAAGACGGCAACCGUGUAUAAGACGAGCAAGGGUGUCAUCAAGUUCGAGCGCAGUUUCACCUUUUGGCAGUACGUCAGCAUCAAAGAGAGUGGCGUCCUUGAUGCCGACCGCAAUCAAGACAUCAUGUCCCUGGUUGGCGAUGGCAAAUGCGAUGCCUGCCCAAUAGUAGCUUCGGUCAAAGACGUUAUCGCGGCCGGCCCAUCCACGCCUACAUCUGACGACAAGGCUUCCAAAUUGCUUAUGCAAAAUAAAGUUUAA